GUUAUUAUAAAUUUAAUAAAAAAAUGUGGAAUUACACUCCUGCAAGUAAACUUUGUUAAAUGAGAACAUAGAUGGAAGUAAAAUAAUAAUCCUUAAUAUAAGGCAUAUGAUAAACAUUUAUAUAGUGUUAGAAAUGCAAAAUCAAUAGUUAAGACAACAAAUCCAUAUAAACCAUAUUUUUUGUCAGUUUGUAGUAGAUAUUAAAACAAAUAUGAGUAAAAAAUAAUAAUGAUUCUUUAUGAUAUAGAGAAAUAAUGAAAUAAAUAAAUGUAAUUCAAUAUUGUUUGAUAAAAUACUUGAUAUUGAUCUUCGAUAA
This is a messenger RNA of Paramecium sonneborni, 316 nucleotides long. Lineage: Eukaryota; Ciliophora; Oligohymenophorea; Peniculida; Parameciidae. The record is from the annotation of a GenBank genome assembly.